GGCGAAAGUGAGACUAACCGAUGAGCAAUCGUGCGCAAUUGUUUACGAACAUUGGAGAAUCAUUGAAACAUACACUUUCUAAUUUAUUCAUAUAAAUAGCAGUAGAAUUCCAGCUGGAAUACCCAGAUACAACCAAGAGAAGUUUACUAGGCAAAAUGACAUACACAUUAUCUACCGCGACUGCAAGUAUUCAAUUGACAGACGACGAACAACAUUUGCAUUUAAAGAAUGAAAGUCCCAUUGGCACUUCAUCUCACUUUUCACGAGCCAUUUUUAAUGGACAUAAUGAGAAAGUAGAGCAGAACAGAGGCGAUACCUUCAUUGAGCUCGACUUGGACGGUCGCGGUCCAAGACGUUUUGCUCUUCCUAAAGAUUAUAAGUUUGCUGAUGUAUUGCCUUCAUAUCCUAAACAGCACGACCAAGCUUUGGGUGAUAUAAAAUUCCACGACAGAGGAAUUUCAGCUGAUCCUAGCUUUUCAAAUUUACUACGAGAUGUCACAAAGGUAGAGCAUCUUUCUCGUGACCUUGGCACAGUUCUACAUGGACUUCGACUAAAUCAACUGAACGAUGCUCAAAAGAACGAACUAGCAAGGCUGAUUGCAGAAAGAGGUGUUGUAUACUUUCCACAUCAAGAAGAAUUGACCAAUGAUGAAUUUCAACAGCUCGGCCGUUAUUAUGGUGUAACUCACGUUCAUGGAGCAAACGCCCGCCCAAAUGACCCAGCCAAGUCAGACUUUCACGUGGUCUACUCCGAUAGAUACACUGCAUUUGAUAUUGAGGACAACCGCACUAAUCUGGAGAGAUUCCAUUCAGAUGUUAGUUAUGAAAAGCAACCUCUUGCCACAACCUUCUUUCGUGGAUUGACAGUUCCAGAAUAUGGUGGUGAUACCGUCUUUGUUUCUGGAUACGCAGCUUACGAAGCUCUCUCCGAUCCAUUGAAGCACUAUUUGGAAGGACUCACAGCAGUCCAUUCUGGGGUACAGCAGGCAAAAGCUAAGAAGGAACUCGGCUUGAACUUACGGAGGGAAGGUAUCGAAACUGCACAUCCAAUUGUGCGUACACAUCCAGUUACAGGCUGGAAAGCAUUAUAUGUUAAUCCUGGUUUUACAAGAUACAUUGUUGGAAUCCCCCGUGCAGAAUCGGAUGCUAUUCUCGGUUAUUUGUUCGAACUCCUUUCAACUCUUUCGGCCAGUACCAUUCGUGUUCGUUGGUCACCGUACGGUGUAGCGGCUUGGGAUAAUCGAAUCAUCCUUGCUCACUCAGCUACCUAUGAUCAUUAUCCUCAAACGCGUCACUUCCUAAGAAUAGGAGUUCAUGGUGAAAAACCUUUCUAUGAUCCAAAUUCUAAAGAACGGGCCAAGGACUUACAGGAUUAAACGCGCUAAUAAGCCAUUACUAAUUUAUGAUUCUCUUCGAUAUCCUAACGACGCAUGAUAUAAUCUCUUCCUUUUACUAUUAAACAUUUGCUUAUAAUAAUAAAAUAACUUAUAUCCCAACUCGC
Molecule: messenger RNA, 1501 nt
Organism: Schizosaccharomyces octosporus yFS286
Lineage: Eukaryota; Fungi; Ascomycota; Schizosaccharomycetes; Schizosaccharomycetales; Schizosaccharomycetaceae
Product: alpha-ketoglutarate-dependent sulfonate dioxygenase
Exons: 1
Coding region: 156-1376 (406 amino acids)
Cellular component (GO): cytoplasm
Molecular function (GO): 2-oxoglutarate-dependent dioxygenase activity
Source: RefSeq, a predicted model, not a curated record